Brassica napus (rape) is the source of this 2661-nucleotide messenger RNA. RefSeq names its product putative nuclease HARBI1. The record is from RefSeq and is a predicted model, not a curated record. The coding region runs from base 300 to 1025 and encodes 241 amino acids. The transcript is spliced from 3 exons. NCBI's taxonomy places the organism in Eukaryota, Viridiplantae, Streptophyta, Magnoliopsida, Brassicales, Brassicaceae.
AUACAAUGAAUCACGUUGUGUAUGCAAGUGAAGAGGUACAAGCUAGGAAGAAAAGAAAGAAGAUGGCAAAUUUUAAAACAGAUGUUGAUAUUAUGAUCCUGGUUUUGUCCAUCAUCGCAAAGAUCCGGUAUUUGACUUCGCAGAUUUUGCAAAUACAACACCCAAUUAGAAGAUCAACUACAAGACUUGGACAUGAAUACAUACAAAAUGCAUUGGUUGAAUAUCCUGCUCAUUUUCGACAUUUAUAUCGUAUGUAUCCUGAUGUAUUUAUGAAGCUAUGAUUUAUUAUUAGAGAACGGAUGGGAGUAAAAGAUACAAGAUAUGUUUCAGUCGAAGAAAUGUUGGCCACGUUUAUGUUUAUUGUUGGUCAAAAUUCAAGAUAUAUUCAAGCUCAAAAUAGAUUCAAGAAGCCAUGUUUCUCAAUAAGUAGGAGCUUUAAUACAAUUCUCAAGGUAUUAAAUGCACUUGCUUCAAGCUAUAUAGCUAAACAUGGAACUACGGUGCCUCAAAACAUAAGAGACAUCACAAGGUUUUAUCCUUACUUUAAGGAUUGCAUUGGAGCUAUUGAUGGUACACAUAUUCUUUCCAUGAUAACUGGAAAAGAUUCAUCUAGUUAUCAUAACAGAAAAGGACAACUAUCGCAAAAUGUUUUAGCUGCAUGUAAUUUUGAUUUAGAAUGCAUGUAUGUUCUUAGUGGAUGGGAAGACUCAGCUCAUGAUGCAAAAAUAUUACAAGAUGCUUUAACAAGAAGUAGCAACCGGCUAAAAGUUCCAGAAGGAAAGUUUUAUUUGGUCAAUUGUGGAUAUGCUAAUCGUCGUAAUUUUCUAGCUCCAUAUCGAAGUACCCGUUAUCAUCUUCAAGAUUUUAGAGGACAAGGAAAAGAUCCGGUAAAUCAAAAUGAAUUGUUCAACCAUCGUCAUUCAAGCUUGAGAAAUGUAAUAGAGAGAAUUUUUGGCAUCUUUAAAUCUAGAUUUCUCAUCUUCAAAUGUGCACCACCAUUUACGUAUAAGACGCAAGAAAGUUAGUACUUGCAUGUGUUGUUUUACACAGCUAUCUUCGUAAGGAAUGCUGUUCAGAUAUGUUUCUUCCUGAAGACGUAAUUGUUGAAGAAAGUAGAGAUGAAGAAGUCGAAGAGGAAAACAAUUGAUGAAAAUUUUCAGGGUAUUGAAUAACAACAAAGAGUGAAUGCUAAUAACUGGAGAGCAAAUAUUGCAGUAAUUAUGUGGGCAUAUGCUACACAAAUGUAAUCUUGAUUGCAACAACAUUUUUUUUUCUUAUUUCUAGACUAUUUGUAAUGACAAUUUUUUAGUUUCCACAAAGAAAAUAAUAGCUGGCAAAGGGAAGGUCAUGUUUUUCUUCACCGGUUUGGCAGUAAGCUCUCAGUCACAAGUCUUUUUGUUGAUUUUCAUAAAAUUAUGGACAUAAACUUUGUUUUGAGUGUUUUCCCCUUGAGAUAACUAAACUUUUCCACCAUGUUUCAUUUAGAAAGUACGUAUACGUCAUAGUGAUGGCAACACCAAUUGUUAGUGGGAAAAGGGAGAUUGUUGUAGACAAAUAUACAUGUUCAUAUCAUUAUAAAUGACAUGUCACCUCUAGCGAUUAACUUUUAUUGCUGGACCUUGUUGGUGCCUUCCAUUUGGUGAAACAUGAGCAUGUUGCAUAUAUGCCUUUAUAUUCUUCAGUAGCUAAACUCUUUCAAUUUCUUCAUGAUGGUGAGUAUCCAGAAGCAGUAAUAUCUGAAGAACCUAAAGGGUAUAGCAGUACCAACCAAGACAAUGGAAGUGUGCUAUUGCAGGACAUGAAGUAAAGAACUAAAAGUAUCGAGCAAGCAGUUGUUAGGGAAAAGAAGAGGAUUGGAAAGCAGAGAAUAAGCGCUCUUGGCACAGAAGCAGAGACCGCAGGCUGUUUGAAGAGAUGGAACUUGAAAACAAAUUCUCGGAUGAAAUCAGACAGCCUAGAUCACCUGCAAUAACUGAGGCUGGAAAUGGUUCAUUGAUGAAAGACAUCCCACUCUAUAAGACCAUCAUGAACAAAGUAUCUAAUCAGGCCAUGGAUUAAUCAAGAAGAGAAAGAUAAGCUAGGGACAGGUUACCACGAUGCAAGAUGAUGAAAGAAAAGGGAGAUGUCAUUACCACAAUGCAAGCUAGGGACAUGUUACCACAAACAAACACAACAUAAAGCAACUAUUUCAGAAACACUGAUUAAUCAAAAGGGAAAAAAGUGAACUUUGAAAUGAAUUCAUGUGUUCACAUGAUUAGAACUAUACGUACUUAUUUCAUAGAUCUGCGUAUUUGAGAAUUGAUUUUCUCAACACUGGAGAAAAUAUUAUGAGUUUUUUUUUUACAGCAAAGAAUUUACAGACUCAUGUUGACUCUGUAAACCAAGUUGGUAACUCUGCAUCCAUGUGAACGACAAAGGACGAUUGUUUCCUAGCAUUGCGUGCUAAGCUAUCCGCCCGAAGGUUCGCCGUCCGAGGAACAUGAACGAUGUCUGAGUUGAGGAAACUUCUUUUGAGAAGUUUGAUAUCUUCCAAAUAGCUUUCGAAUGCUGGCCAUUCUUCUGGUUCCGAAACCAUCUUCACCAAUUGAGAACAAUCCGUCGCAAACGUUACCUGUAACUGUCUUAAAUUAUUCAUACAUUCCAUUGCCCAAAUCAAAGCCU